Messenger RNA from Cajanus cajan (pigeon pea), 1814 nucleotides. RefSeq lists its product as uncharacterized. NCBI's taxonomy places the organism in Eukaryota, Viridiplantae, Streptophyta, Magnoliopsida, Fabales, Fabaceae. The record is from RefSeq and is a predicted model, not a curated record.
GGGAACAAGAAUAGAAAAGAAGGAAAAAGAUUACGACACAGCAAGAAGCCUAGAAUUAUGGGUCACCACUCUUGCUGCAACCAACAGAAAGUUAAAAGAGGGCUUUGGUCUCCUGAAGAAGAUGAGAAACUCAUCAGAUACAUUACAACUCAUGGCUAUGGCUGUUGGAGUGAAGUUCCCGAGAAAGCUGGGCUUCAAAGGUGCGGCAAGAGUUGUCGCUUGAGAUGGAUUAAUUAUUUGAGACCAGAUAUUAGAAGAGGCAGGUUUACACCCGAAGAGGAGAAGUUAAUUAUAAACCUUCAUGGGGUCGUAGGAAACAGAUGGGCUCACAUUGCAAGCCACUUACCGGGUCGAACGGAUAAUGAGAUAAAGAACUAUUGGAACUCAUGGAUAAAAAAGAAAAUAAGAAAGACUUCGGUGUCAUCAACCACCAUUGCACAAAGUAUCGAUCAUAAUCCUUCCCAUUUCAACUUCAAUUCCAAUGUACUAGACCACUUUGCCAACCAAGAUAACCUACAAACAAAACCACCAGUUCAAGAAACCUUAUUUUCCUCAACAUGCCCUUUGUUCAUGUUUGACACUAGUUCACUAGAAAGCACAGCAACAGAUCACUGCAAUAGUGUGAGAGUAGAACCCUUUCAAGACGCUAUGGGUUUGAGCACUGAAACAUGGAACUUAAGCCACCACCAGGUUCAGGCACUUCCUCCUAUUACCGUUACUGUAGGCUUGGACACCACAAACUACUUGCCGCCUUUGGUAGAGAACGUGGAUAACAUGGUCCCAAUUGAGGUACAAUCUUGUAACAUGGACGAGCAUGGAGAUAUAGCACUAGAGUGCUUGCAGAGACAAGAGUUAAAUGAAUGGGUGGAAACACAACAACAAUGUGCUAACUUUUUGUUCUGGGACAACGUUGAUGGACAGCUUGGUGGGGAAGAACUAGCACCAAAUUCAUCAAAUGUGGAAGCAAAUAAUCUUUCUCCUUUUCCUUCUUCUUUGUGUGGAAGUAUUCGCAGAGCUUGGUUUCCCAGCCUCCAUUCCCUCCGCUUCCACCUUGUAACAAUGAUCAUUCCAGAGAAGAACCGCAAGGAGAUCUGCAAAUACCUCUUCCAAGAGGGAGUUUGCUACGCGAAGAAGGAUUUCAAUUUGGCGAAGCACCCUGACAUCGACGUGCCGAAUCUGCAGGUGAUUAAGCUGAUGCAGAGUUUUAAGUCUCGCGAGUACGUGAGGGAGACCUUUGCUUGGAUGCACUACUACUGGUUCCUCACCAACGAUGGCAUCGAGUUUCUCAGAACCUACCUUAAUCUUCCUUCCGAAAUUGUCCCUGCCACUUUGAAGAAGCAAGCCAAGCCACCUGGCAGGCCUUUCGGUGGCCCAUCCGGUGAUCGCCCUAGGGGUCCACCGCGCUUUGAAGGCGGGGAGCGUAGGUUUGGUGGUGACAGGGAUGGAUACCGUGGAGGUCCCCGGGGACCUGGUGGUGACUUUGGAGGAGACAAGGGAGGAGCUCCUGCUGACUACAGGCCCUCUUUCGGGGGUCCUGGCGGAAGGCCUGGCUUUGGCCGUGGAUCUGGUGGUUUUGGAGCGCCAACCAGCUCAAAUCUGCCUUAAGUAUAAUGUUUUCUACUUUAUUUUUUGUUUAGUUUUCUAGAAAAAUGUGUCUGUAGUUGGAGUCAAUGAUAGAUUUCCCUCUUAUAGAUUUGUUUAAUCGGCUUGACACUUUAUAUUCAGUUUUUUGUUCAGUGAAGAUUUUUGAAUUUUGAGUGUUUCUGCUAAUUUGUGGCUCAUUCGUUGGUCAAACUUCUAUUUUCGUUUUCUUC